This is a messenger RNA of Closterium sp. Naga37s-1, 6027 nucleotides long. The record is from the annotation of a GenBank genome assembly. NCBI's taxonomy places the organism in Eukaryota, Viridiplantae, Streptophyta, Zygnematophyceae, Desmidiales, Closteriaceae.
AUGGCGCCCACGCGCUAUUCCCUCUCCAUCAAACCCCCCGACCGCGCCGCGGAAGAUGGAUCCGCGGAAGCCCCCCCGCGGAGAAGCAGCCACAGCAGCAACUUCACCCCUGGGGGAAUCGGAACCGCAGCUGGCGGAGCACCAGCUGGCGCAGCAGGCGGAGCGCGGGGGUCGGGGGGGGCGAACAGAGGGCACUAUGACGCCGGGCCUUGGGCUAUUCGCGUUCCCAGUCAGGAUGCGGACGUGCGAAGCUUCCAGGAAGCAGGCAGGGAUCCAUGGGGUUACGCAGCAGGAGACGGCGCGGGGAGGCAGGGUGGUGGUGAUGCCAGCUACGGCGCUGGGGGGGGAGGGGGGGGAAUGAGCGGGGAAGGUGGACUUGGAGGAGGUGGACCCGGGGGAGGUGCAUCUGGAUCAAGAUUCGGGUUUGAGGGCGGCAGGAUCCAGCGAAGAUUCUCUCUUUCCACCCCGCGGGAGAUCGCCAGGCUGGCGCAUGCUACGAGCGGCAGCGCCAGUGCCAGCAAUGGGCCUGAGAGGCACGGGUUACAGGCUCACCCGCCACAGGUGCAGGCGCAGGUGCAGCAGCUGCUGUACCCGCUUCACCAGCACCUAACCCAGUUGCAGCAGCAGCAGCAGCAGCAGCAGCAACUGCAACAGCAACAGCAGCAACAGCAGCAGCUGCAAGGAAUGAACAUGCCAGGCACACCCCAUCGUCCCACCUUCUACCGAGGCCUCUCCUCAUCCUACGAGGAGGCCGCCCAAGAUGCAAUCGCAGCCGUCCAAGCUGCGCAGGCAGCAGCAGCCGCCGCGUCAGCCAACGGGCCUUCCAAUUCCGGCUCUUUUUCCACUGUUGGUUCGGGCAGUUUCAACAAUUCCAUGGGUAAUUUCCUCCGACAACCAACUACCCCUCGGUCGAUACCACCCUCCCAGUCCUCCACCCGGGUUGAGCGGCUGCUGAGGGAGCGGCAGAUGAGGCGCAGCACGAGCUUCCUCCAGUUCGACGUGGACUCUGUGGACGGGCGGAUAAUGACGCCACGUGGCAUUGCCACGUCACACGGCAGUGCUGGGUCAAUUGCAGGGCCACCAGCUCCUGGAGCAACAGGAGGAGCACCGGGAAUGGGAGGAGGAGGCGGAGGAGGAGGGGGAGGGGGAGGGGGAGGAGGGGGAGCAGGAGGGGGCGCAGGGGCAGCGUGGGUACCAGGGCGUGCGCCCAUGAUUGGCCGAGCCAGCACGGCCUCCCGAGGCCAGUUCGCGUUUGGCUCGGCCGCCCAAGGCACCAGGUCCGGGCCGCUAGCCCCGGUAAACCUGAUGAUAGGUCCGGACAGCCGAAACUCCAGCUAUGACAAUCUGGCUGCUGUUGCCGCCGCUCACACCCCCCACAGCUCCUCUAUUCCCACUCCCUACGCCUCCACUCCACCCCGCCUCCCCUCUGCUGCCGCUUCCCCAUACCCUCUCUCCUCAUCCCCCCACAUGGCCUCUCCAGCCAUCCCACGUCCGUUGGGCUCCACGCCCCGCCUUUCCUCCUCCCUCAUAGCUUACCCGGGGUUCAGGGGUGGGGGCGCCAUGCCGCGUGUGCAGAGCAGUGGCGAGCUCACUGCGGCUGCAGCACAGGCAGCAGGGUUGGCCGAUAGGAUUCCGGAAGAGGGGAUGGGAGCGGGGGACGUGGGAGGGGGGAGUGCGAGUCCAGGGGUGACUGUGCUGCCAGGGGUAGCCGGGAUUCCGGGUCCGGGAAUGGCUGUUUCAGGAGGUGUGGGAGCAGGAGGAGCAGGGCCGGCUGUAGCGAGGCCGGCUGUAGGGGGGGCGGAUGUAGCUGGGCCGGCUGUAGCAGGGUCGGCUGUAGCAGGGCCGGCUGUAGCGUCACCACAGCAUAGGAUGGGCGGCGUGAAGCAGAACUUUGAGACGUGCUGGAUAGGCUGGCCGGGGCUGUACCUGCACUCGCCUGCAGACCAGCAGCAGCUUCACGACGCCCUGCAGGCCAAGGGAUGCGUGCCUGUGUUUCUAGAUGAAAACACAAUGAACGCGUACUACAACGGGUACUGCAACAACGUGCUGUGGCCGCUGCUGCACUACAUCGGCCUGCCCCAGGAGGACCGCCUCUCCGCCACGCGCUCCAUCCAGGGCCAGUACGGCGCCUACCGCUCGGCCAAUCACAGCUUUGCUGACGUGGUCAUGGCCCAGUACCGCCAGGGGGACAUUGUGUGGGUGCAUGACUAUCACCUCAUGCUGCUGCCGCAGUAUCUUAAAGCCCGCAGCCCCAACAUGAAGGUGGGAUGGUUCCUGCACACGCCCUUCCCCUCCAGCGAGUUCUUCCGAGCGCUGCCCCUCCGAGAGGAGAUCCUGCAGGCCGUGCUCGCUGCUGACCUCAUCGGCUUCCACACGUAUGACUACGGGCGGCAUUUUGUGAGUGCGUGUGCGCGCAUUCUGGGGCUGGAGGGCACGCCAGAGGGCGUGGAGGACCACGGCCGGCUCACACGCGUUGCUGCGUUCCCGAUUGGCAUAGACCCGGAGCGGUUCAUCUCAGCACUGGAGAGCAACGUGGUCAAGACGCACAUCGCAGAGCUGCGAGCAAGAUUCUCCGGCCGCAAGGUGAUGCUGGGCGUGGAUCGGCUGGACAUGAUAAAGGGCAUACCGCAGAAGCUGAUCGCAUUUGAGAAGUUUCUCGAGGAGCACCCUGACUGGCGCGACAAGGUCCUUCUUGUGCAGAUCGCCGUGCCCUCCCGCACCGACGUGCCCGAGUACCAGAAGCUGACGAGUCUGGUGCAUGAGAUCGUGGGGCGAAUCAACGGUCGAUUCGGCACUCUCACCACCGUGCCCAUCCAUCACUUGGACCGAUCGCUGGCCUUUCACGAGCUGUGCGCCCUCUAUGCCAUAACGGACGUGCUGCUGGUGACGUCGCUGCGGGACGGCAUGAACCUGGUCAGCUACGAGUACGUGGCGUGCCAGAACUACAAGAAGGGCGUGCUCAUCCUCAGCGAGUUUGCAGGCGCGGCACAGUCACUCGGAGCAGGAGCACUCCUAGUGAAUCCGUGGAACAUCACGGACAUGUCGAGCGCCAUAGAGGACGCUCUCACGAUGGGCGAGGAGGAGCGUGUGGACCGCCACCGCUACAACUUCCUACAUGUCACCACUCACACCGCACAGGCCUGGGCGGACACGUUUGUCAGCGAGUUGAACGAUACGGUGGUGGAGGCACAGCUGCGCACGCUGCACAUCCCCCCGCUGCUGCCCGUGUCCCAGUGUGUCGACCGCUUCCACCAGUGCCGCAACCGCCUCCUCAUCCUCGGCUACAACGGCACGCUCACAGCUCAGGUGGAGCCACACAGGCGGCGCACGCCCGAUCAGAUCAAGGAGAUGAAGGUUCGUCUACACCCGAUCAUGCCGGCUGCGCUGCGCCGUCUCUCCUCCGACCCGGCCAACACGAUCGUCAUAAUGAGCGGCUCAGAGCGAGCCGUGCUGGACGAGGCAUUCAGCGAGUAUGACGUGUGGCUGGCGGCGGAGAACGGCAUGUUCAUGCGGCACACGAGAGGGGAGUGGAUGACCACCAUGCCUGAACACCUCAACAUGGACUGGCUUGACUCCGUGCAGUUGGUGUUUGAGUAUUUCACGGAGCGCACGCCACGGUCAUACGUGGAGGAGAGGGAGACCUCUCUGGUGUGGAACUACAAGUAUGCCGACGUGGAGUUUGGCCGCGUGCAGGCCCGUGACAUGCUGCAGCAUCUCUGGACGGGUCCGAUUUCGAAUACUGCAGUGGAUGUGGUGCAGGGUGGAAAGUCAGUGGAGGUGCGGCCAGUGGGGGUGAGCAAGGGAGCGGCCAUGGAGAGGGUGUUGGGGGAGAUCGUGCAUCAGAAGCCGCUGCCGUGCCCCUUUGACUUCGUCAUGACCGUCGGCCACUUCCUCUCACGGGACGAGGACAUAUACCAGUUCUUUGAACCAGACCUACCGCAUGACAACAACAUGCCCCCCCCCAUGGACGCUUACCAGCAGAGCAUGGAUGGCACCCCCUUACCUCCCUUCCUCUCACCCCUCAUCUUCCCGCUACCCCUUCAACAGGACGAGGACAUAUACCAGUUCUUUGAACCAGACCUACCGCAUGACAACAACAUGCCCCCCCCCAUGGACGCUUACCAGCAGAGCAUGGAUGGCACCCCCUUACCUCCCUUCCUCUCACCCCUCAUCUUCCCGCUACCCCUUCAACAGGACGAGGACAUAUACCAGUUCUUUGAACCAGACUUACCUCAUGACAACAACAUGCCCCCUGGCAUGGACGGUUACCAGCAGAGCAUGGACGGCACCAUGGGUCCCAUGGAUGGUAACUGUGGUGUAUCCAUGGAUGGUAACAUGGUAACCAUGGGUCAUGCGUCUUUGGAGGGGGCAGCCAUGGAUCAAGUCACGAGGGAUCAUAUCACGGCUCUUGAGCAUGCUGAUUCAUACUUACCCGAGUAUUACACUACCAGCCCCACCACCACGUUCGAUACAAGCACCACCGCUACAAGCACUCUCACCGCUCCUCAUGAUCGCUCCAAUCCUCCUCCUGACACCAAGCCUCCCCCGGGCCUCCCUCCCGCACCUCCUCCGAGUGUCCCCGGACCUGACAGCCUAGGCUCGGCGCCGCUGCCUAUGUUUGCCGGACCAGGAUACGGCAGCCCCGUGCCGCAGUCAGCGGCUCGGGGGGGAGGUUCGGGGCCGCUGGUGGCACGUGUGAUUUUUGGGGAUUCGCAGAGCAGAAACCAAUUGGAGGGUGGGGGAAGACACGCGGGGAGGGAUGGUGCUGCCUCCCCUGCCACCACUGCUGCUGCUGCCACCGCUGCUGCUGCUGCUGCUACUGCUGCUGCUGCUACCUCAGCAGCUGCCACUGGUGCUUCGGUUGCUGCUGGUCCUAGCUCACCCUCUCCCUCUUUCUCUGCUGCUGCUGCGCUCUCUGACGCCGACCCACGACCCCACACUCCCGACUCCGUCACAGCACGCAGCAGCCGGCUCAAGGCCGAGUCGCGGGGAGGAGGGAGCACUGACGGAGACGCAGUAGGGUCGGAGGGAAGAGCAGCACCAGCAGGGGUGGGGGCAGGAGCAGGGGCAGGGGGGGUAGCUCUGGAAGGCGCCACGGGCAGCCCGAGAAAAACCGGCAUGGGGCGAAGCAGCAGUGGCGGGCGGGGGGAGGCGGAGCUAUGUUCCCCAGCUUCAGGCAACGCUGCUGGUGCUCAGGGAGUGGGGAAUGGGAGUGGAAGGAGAGAGGAGGCAAAUGGAGGAGAGGCGGUUGAGAGAUUGCUCGCGCCAAUCACUGGGUUUUCCAACCUGUCGAGCUUUUCAAGCCAUUCUGGGACGACUGGCGUUUCAGACGAGUCGGGAUUUUCCACACAGGAGAGCUCGUCAAUGCUUCCAACUGUUUUGGACUCUGAGGAGGAUGGGCAUGGGGAGGAAAUAAGCCAUCGGAGCAGUGGGGAGUAUUGCCCGAUUGUCGAUCUCAAUGCCGAUUCGUACUUUUCGUGUGCUGUGGGGCGCAAGCGGGACCUGGCUAUGGUGGCGGCAGGGGCGGCGGAGGGCGCGGAGGACCGGGAUUUCGGGGGGGGCGAGGAGGAGGCAGGGGCGGGCCCGGACGAGGACCCGGUGGGGGCCUCGGGCUGGGCCCUGGCGCCGCUCUGGGCACGUUCUAUGGCCACGAACAACACCGACUACAAUGUCCGUUACGUGCUGAGGAUUGGCGGCCUGCCGACCCCAGGUCUUCCUACCGCUGCCGCCGUCCUGAAUAAUAACGGCGACGCUGUCCUUGAUUUCCCCGAUGCCACGUGGACCAACACGACUGGGCAGCAGCCUUAUGGCUACGGCUGGAGGAGGCGCAACCGUGCAUGGGUCUUUGGUGUGUGUUUCCGUUACAAUGCUACAGGGGUUUACUACAACGCGAACACGAAGACCACUGAUGGCGGCAAGACGAUUGGGUCUAUUGCUGUGGCUAUGGUUGCCGCUCCUGCAGCUUAUAGUGGCCGUAUCACUGCUCCGGGUGGCGUUGCUGCUGGCAAGUUCCACACUUGGCGUUAG